AUGAAGAUCUCAAACAGUGAGAGAGAAUAUUGUGACGCAAAGACUGCUAGCUAUGUACUUAGUAAUGCUCCUGGGCAGGACGUCUCAGCAUCAAGUACUGGAUCAGUUCCUCACGACCCCAAGGCUAUUACUGGAGAUGCAGAUGAGUGCUUCCCGGUCAAAGAAAUAACUCAAGAUGAGAAGAAACAGCAACAAGCUUGCGAAAAUCAUGAAGAAAUCCAGGCGAUUGAUGCAAAGAUAUGA
This is a messenger RNA of Prunus armeniaca (apricot), 243 nucleotides long. Lineage: Eukaryota; Viridiplantae; Streptophyta; Magnoliopsida; Rosales; Rosaceae. The record is from the annotation of a GenBank genome assembly.